AUGACUAAUAGCUGGUUGUUCAUCCUCAUUUCCGUUGAUCUCAUCGUUUCAUUGGUGGUCAGAUCGGUGACCACUCCAUUUGGAGUUCUUAAUGGAAGGACUGUAGAUGUGGGAGGGGAUCUUCCGGCCGUCACGCAGUAUCUGGGGGUCCCUUAUGGAGUCUCCCCUACCGGUCAGGUAAACAACGAUGACGUCUUUCAAGUCAUCUAAUUACAGUAUCGUUUUAAUAUGGCGAUAUCAGCGGCCAAAUGGACCCACCAGCCAAAAGAUGCUACAAAAAUGGCCCCAGUUUGUGUUCAAUCAGGGUUCAAACACAUGUCCGAGACAGAGUAACUUGGCGGUAUUAAAAAUAAAAUAAUUUCAUUUUUAGAGCUUUGAAGAAAACUUCCGCUCAACGCUUUGAUUACGUUCACCGGGUAUUACCAUAUCUCAAACCACAAUCAGAAGACUGUCUAUAUCAGAAUAUAUACGUCCCAGAGCGCUUAGGUACGUUAAAAAGUCCAAUUUAGUUAUCAUUAAUUGCAGGCGACUCAUCUCAACUCGCAGUUCUUGUUGUAAUUCACGGUGGAGAGUAUGGCUGGGGGACUGGGAAUGUGAUUAACGGGUCCAUGUUAGCGGCUUCUGGCCAAAUAAUAGUUGUUACUUUAAACUACCGAUUGGAUGUUUACGGUGAGUGAUUUCUUCUCCUUAAGGUUUUUUUUUAGGAUUUCUGAGUAAAUGUGAAUCCUCCAGUUGCACUGGAAAUGCUGGAUUAACAGAUCUGGUGGCGGCCCUAAAGAUGUUGAGUAAGAUCCUUCCUUCGUUCGGCGGGGACCCUCAGGCAGUGACUUUGAUGGGAUGGGGAUCCGGAGGGGCCUUGAUCUCGUUGCUGAUGGCAUCCCCCAUCACACAGCCAAAUAAUAGACUCUUCCGACGUGCUGUUAUUUUGGACGGAACGGCAUUAGCACCAUGGGCGCUAAGUGAUUACCCGCAGCAAUAUUUCAUGAGAUUGGCAGUUGAAUUAGAGGUAAUGUGAUGCAAGGCCAACGUUAAAAAUUUAUUCAGUGUGCGGAGAAUAAACCAAACAGUGCCGGGGAUUCAUUCAACAAAGAAACUGCAAAAAUUCUCAGAUGUAUCCAGGAACAUGGGCAGAUCAAUCUAACAACGGCGGCCCAGAAGAUCAAGGCCCCUACUUUCACAUCUGGCUUUGCCCCGAUCGUCGAUGGGCAGGUGGGUGAUAUAAUUUUUCCUUAUUCAUGGUUUAGGUGGUUCCAAAUCAUCCUCGAUUCAGCUUUAGUCCCAAAUUUGGGAGCUUAUUCAGAGAUAUUGAUCUCUUGGUUGGAACUGUAACAAAUCCAGCCCAUCAUCUUCUCUCCAGUGAAGAUCUAAGUUACGGAGUGUCGGUUGAAAAGAGAGAUAAGGUCAUCAGGUUCGUGACAUAAAUUUAUACUAUUCUUCUAGAACCUUGGUCAGAAAUCUGUAUGAUUAUCAUCGAUCCCAAGUGUUUGAUGCCAUCAUAAACGAAUAUACAAAUUGGGAUGAACCCUCGGUAUGUUAUAAUAGAUGCAACCAUAUAUUUAGAAUCACUCUCGAACAACCCGAGACUCCCUUCUUCAUCUUCUGGGCGAUGUUUUAUUCGUUUCUCCAUUAAUUGAGACCUUGAGAAUGCAUUCCACAGAUGAAGCCCCAAAAGUUGCCAAUACAUUCUUGCAAGUUUUACCUUACAAUUAUAGAAUUCGGAUUUAGUUUCGUGUUCUCACAUGAAACCAAAACCGAGAACGAGCAGAAUGGAAUCCGAGGGGCCAUCUCGGACGAUCAUGUACCUUACAUGCUGGGGUACCCUUUGAUCGAAACAAAUGAAAGAAAUGUAAGAUUGUUACAAAAAAUUGAGUACCUUUCACUCAUUUUACUUUUCUGACAUAUUUUUAUGUCACCAUUUAGAUCUUCUAUGGGUUUUCUGAGAAGGACAAGGACAUUUCCAAAGUCAUGAUGACUCACCUGUCCAAUUUUGUAAAGUCUGGGUGGGUGAAAUUAAAUAUUUACUUAUUUAUUUUUUUUCACAUGCAGCGAUCCGUCAAAACCAGUGUCUUUUUCCACGCAAACUACUAUCGAAGACCGGUUUCACAGCUUACCUUGGCCCCAAUUCAGCCAAUCCACUCGAGAAUCAUACCUGGAAAUAUGUAAGGACCUUCUUUCUGUGCCCUAUAUUCAAUCUAAAUUGCUUCAGCUGAUCGGCCUCGGAUAAAGAACUUCUAUCGCAACUCCUACGCUGGCUUCUGGAGUAGUUAUAUCCCGAGAUUAAACAAAGGAAAGAAGUCCAAGAGCCGAGAAUUGGAUGAAGAACAUCAUUUCUUACCCGAUCAUUUCAAUCGACAGUCCUUUUAUGGCGUUGUGCGACCUUAUUCGAACUUUCACAACGAGCCCUUCCCUCCUCCCCCAAUGCCUCCAACUCCGUUACCCAAAGAUCUCAAGAAACUUAGUACAAGUAAGUACAAAUACACUGACGGACCUGAUCCAGUGGCAAAAAACGUGCUAUUUUGCAUCCGGGAAGUAUCAAAAAAUGUGGCAAAAUGCUUCCCUCUCCAAAUGAAAAAACUUCGUUUUGAAGGGCGCGCUCUUUUUCCUCACAAAAAGAGAGGGCGCGCUUUUGAAAUCUGUGUUUUUUCACUUGGAGAGGGAAGCAUUUUGCCACAUUUUUUAUACUUGCUGGAUGCAAAAUGGUACAUUUUUUGCCACUGGAUCAGGUCCGCCACUGUAUAACCUUAUACGGGCAAUCAAAUUACAGGUGCCGCUCCAAUGUCUUCUGCAACCUCAACAACAACACCUACUGCGUUGAAAGAGAGUAAUUACAAUUACAUUGCGUUGGUUAUCGCAAUUGGAUUCACUUUCUUAGUCCUCAAUACCUGUGUUUAUAUAGCCGUGUACAAAGUGGUAAGUGAAUCGAUCAAUUGAGACGACUUUUCAGUGCCGGAAUAAGAAAGACGAUGGAAAGAAGCGAAUGCCCUACUCCCCGUAUACAAGUGCCCAUGGGAACCCCUCGGAAGUGACUUACAUCCCCAACACUCCCUUCAGUCAACAGGUAACCCCUCACCCCGUUAACCAUGUUCAACAUUGCCGUGAUUUUGCAGUUAUUACCUCCCUCACAGACAGCUCUAACAGGCCCCGAUUUACCUCCAAUGCCUUCUCGAAAUCCCUCGCGAGACGAGACCUCGAGGGCAUCUAGUUUUGCUUACGAUUCCUCCGCCAAUUCUAUCCGACAUCAGCAUUUACCCUCAGGCGGUUAUCAUGAAGGACCAAGUGGGUUUACAGGGUAAUAUUAAGAAGGAUUGCCUACUUUCAGAUAACAUCCAGCAGAAGUUCAGUAUUCAAGAACAGGUGUGUAAAUAUUAACACUCUAACAAGGCUGUUUUUGCUCUAAUCAUUACUUUUUAUGGCUUCAAAGUACCAACAAUUCUUAGUUUACUUAUUUUCUUCGUUCAGGAGCCUCUGUUAGCCGGGAGUUCCAAGAGUUCGACCCCGGCCUUAGUCAGACCAGGGAUAUCCCCCACUUGUCCCAGACACGGAAAAGCAGCUCAAAUGAUGGUCUCCCAAAGCAGGGCGAACUCGGUUGGAACUUCGAUGGUAGUUACCCCCCAUGGAAACCAUUUCAACAACAACACCGCCCCCACUCUCGAGGAAGUUCAAGUCUAA
This is a messenger RNA of Bursaphelenchus xylophilus (pine wood nematode), 3669 nucleotides long. The record is from the annotation of a GenBank genome assembly. NCBI's taxonomy places the organism in Eukaryota, Metazoa, Nematoda, Chromadorea, Rhabditida, Aphelenchoididae.